Lobosporangium transversale is the source of this 1516-nucleotide messenger RNA. Its product is annotated as glycoside hydrolase superfamily. Gene Ontology annotation, cellular component: cell surface; extracellular region. Bases 101 to 1516 code for a protein of 471 amino acids. The record is from RefSeq and is a predicted model, not a curated record. Gene Ontology annotation, molecular function: beta-glucosidase activity. The transcript is spliced from 6 exons. Lineage: Eukaryota; Fungi; Mortierellomycota; Mortierellomycetes; Mortierellales; Mortierellaceae. Gene Ontology annotation, biological process: glucan catabolic process.
CCUAAGACUGUACUCCUGCUUCUCUCUCUUGCCCAAUCUUAACAAACCAUUUUUGUUUCUAUUUUACUCGUCAUUAUCUCAGUGCAACAUUAUAAAAACAAUGGGUACUGAACAAUAUCAUCAACGCUCGUGUGUGCGACGACAUCAAGGGAAGAUUGCUUUCCUCAAGCUGUUGGUUAUUGCAACCGCUGUCGCCGUACUCCUAGCUCUUAUAACAUCAUGGGAGAAAAAGCAGAACCAAGAAGCGGGUGUCAAUAUCGGUGGAUGGCUUGUUCUAGAGGCCUCCAUCACCCCUUCUCUCUUUAAUCCUUAUAUUUCCAAGGGUGUCGUAGAUGAGUACACGUUGUGCAAGCACUUGGGACAGGAAGGCGCAAAAGCUCUGCUUGAAAAACAUUAUACUAGCUGGGUUAGUGAAGAGACCUUUAUCCGCAUCCGCGGCCUCGGCCUUAAUCACGUUCGCAUCCCCAUUGGCUUUUGGGCUCUGGGCACUCUUAGUGCUGAUGAGCCUUAUGUUCCUAGUGUCUUGUGGAACUAUCUCCUCCGGGCAAUUGAAUGGGCACGUAGAUAUGGUAUCCGCGUCAUGGUUGAACUUCAUGCUGCACCUGGUUCUCAAAAUGCUUGGAACCAUUCAGGUCGGUCAGGACAGAUCAAUUGGAUCAAUGGUACUGGCGGCGCCGUAAACGCACAACGUACACUCACGUAUCUCCAGCAAAUGGCACUUGAUGUCUUCCGCACCGCAACUGGAAUAGGCAAAGGCCCAUUGGCCAUUAUUCACGAUGGCUUCCUUGGCCUGUGUACUUGGAACGGCUUCUUAGCAGGGGCUGAUCGCCUUAUGAUGGAUACCCAUCAAUAUAUCAUGUUUGACGAUGGUUUGCUGCGCAUGAACCAGACUAGACAGCUACAGUUCGCAUGUCAACUCUGGAGUACAGACGUGGCGACUAGCGUCAGGGCAUUCGGUCCAACCAUGGUAAGCGAAUUCUCAGUCGCAGCCAAUGACUGCGCCACGUAUUUAAACGGCAUCGACAUGGGCUACCGCUGGGAUGGUACGUUCGAUGGCGCACCUCCAGUGUUACCCAAUAGCACAUGUACCAACGAUAAUGCGGCCACGACAUUAGCCGCCUCGUCUCUCUCUUCGCAGUCUCCACCCGCAAACAAGUUGACCGGUUUCACCUUGGCUUUAAUGGCAGUUGCCGCAGCUGAAGCAGGCUGCAGGACAAUUGCUUUGAAUGGCGCUCCAUUUGUUAUUGCAACAUUCAGCGACACGGCCUGUUACAAUGAGAACUUCAGAAUAAACUAUAAGAAUGAUGGCGCAUGCUUCGAUAUUCGUAGCAGCAAAUCCUUCAUCUUUGAGUCAGCAUUGAAUUACAACAAUGAACACCUGUGCAGGAUUAGACUUUACAGCGAUAAUGGCUGUGGUAACCAAUUCGGAACAUCUCUUGGACACUGGAUGAAAGAAACUGUGUCACAACCAAUUGAGAGCAUCCGUGUUUCCUGCAGAGGCGAGCCUUACUUUUAA